Messenger RNA from Verruconis gallopava, 1502 nucleotides. RefSeq lists its product as uncharacterized. The record is from RefSeq and is a predicted model, not a curated record. The transcript has a single exon. The coding region runs from base 95 to 1225 and encodes 376 amino acids. NCBI's taxonomy places the organism in Eukaryota, Fungi, Ascomycota, Dothideomycetes, Venturiales, Sympoventuriaceae. Gene Ontology annotation, molecular function: phosphoprotein phosphatase activity.
CAAAUAUUGACCAACCCUUAAAUCGUCUACAUAAAAGCGCAUGGUGAAAAGCUACUGGCAAACCCGUUGACAUCACACGCACUCAUGGCCAACGAUGGAUGAAAGCAGCAAAUACAGCGGAGCAAGAAAUAGUAAUUCGGUUCACAAGUUAGAUUCAGCGCAGUCAGCUCUGGACACUGUCGCAAACAUGGAAGACAAGCGAGGCCAGCGCGCCCACGGUCGAUUCCAUGCGUCGACUCGUUUUCACUUUCUUCAUCCUUCUCAUCCGGGAGCAACUCAGACGACUCAGAAGGACUCAAAGUUAACGAUAGCAGAGGCGUAUCGUAGAAAGGAGAUUGGCUACAACGCAUGCAAUGUGGAUCCCAGAACGCUGACAGACAGCUACACACUAUGGACAGUGGAUACCAAACAAACGUUAGUUUGCGAGGAUAUGAAAACUAAAUUCGAGCCUCACCCGGAUACUGCGUUUAUGCUUGGACCACCACAUUUCGCAAUUCCUGCUCCCAAGCCGACCGCAGAGUACAUAAGGGCUGCGAGCGAAAAGGAUCCCACUAGGCUGGAAACUUACCAGCCGAUCCUUCUGAUCCUCGAUCUAAAUGGCACCCUGCUUUUCAGGCCAAGUAAGAAGCGAUCUGACCAUUUUCAACGCCGCAGGCACCUGGACGAAUUUCUCGGUAACGUUUUCGAAUCUUUUCACGUCAUGUUCUGGACCACAGCGCAGCCAGCAAAUGCUCAUCUCAUGCUUGAAGGCCUUCUUAGCACUCAUCAAAUUCGGAACGUCGUUGCCUUGUGGGAUCGUCUUAGCUUUGGUCUCACCUCUCGCCAAUACAAUCAGAAAAUUGUGGUGUACAAGCAUCUUGAGUGGGUCUGGAAUGACGAUCGGAUCCAGAGACGUCACCCAUAUUACCUACAAGGGGGCCGAUGGAGUCAGUCAAAUACGAUCUUGGUAGACGACUCCGCAAUUAAAGCCACCGCGCAGCCAUUUAACCACAUCCUGGUGCCGGAGUUCAAAGGCCCUGAUAGCGAUAGGAACAUCAAGUGUGGUAGCGUGCUAGAGCAGGUUGCAGGCUAUCUUGACGUGGUAAGUUCGUACAGCAACGUGAGCGCGUACAUGAAGGCGUUCCCAUUCAAGGUCGACGAGGCAGGCUACCUCAAGCCUUUGUGGCCACAACCAGGCCCCGAAAACGACCGUUACGAUGUGCAGGCGAAGCUCACUGAUCCGUGAUGCGAGAUGCAGCCAAGAAUGAGGUAUUUGCUGCCUGGGGAUAGGCUAAAUGCAUGGCUAUGCCAGCUGUGAGAAGAGCGCCACUGCUGGAUACCACUUGCAUACAUAGCGUGGGGCUCGGAAAGCAUGAGCACGAGCACUUUGAUGCACAGCUACAUCGCAACUAGUCGAACGGGAAAGCCAAAGAACGUGACUAUAUGACUGUCGUAGCAGAUGCCACGCGCUUCUCUAUGAUUGGAAAGUGAAAUAGAAAUGAAGAUUGACGUUCGAAUAUACA